Molecule: messenger RNA, 741 nt
Organism: Hevea brasiliensis (rubber tree)
Lineage: Eukaryota; Viridiplantae; Streptophyta; Magnoliopsida; Malpighiales; Euphorbiaceae
Product: deoxyuridine 5'-triphosphate nucleotidohydrolase
Exons: 3
Coding region: 78-605 (175 amino acids)
Biological process (GO): dUMP biosynthetic process; dUTP catabolic process
Molecular function (GO): magnesium ion binding; dUTP diphosphatase activity
Source: RefSeq, a predicted model, not a curated record
CAACGCGUUCCUUACCCUCAAAAUCCACUCUUCCCAUAUCACUAUCUUGCUGCAAUCUAGUUUUUCGACUCUUCAGUAUGGCUCAGGCUGUUCAAGACAAUAGCCCUGAAAUCAGAGAGCCGGCUCCAAAGAUCCCCAAGCUUCAACAGAAUGGCGUUCAUGAAGUCUCAGAAGCUCCCAUCUCUCUAUUUAGGGUUAAAAAGCUCUCUGAAAAAGCUAUUUUGCCCACCAGAGCUUCUCCUCUUUCUGCGGGCUAUGAUCUCUCCAGUGCAACUGAGGCUAAAGUGCCUGCUAGAGGUAAAGCUCUUAUCCCAACAGAUCUGAGCAUUGCCAUACCUGAAGGAACGUAUGCUCGCAUUGCGCCGAGAUCGGGAUUAGCAUGGAAGCACUCGAUUGAUGUUGGAGCAGGUGUGAUAGAUGCUGAUUAUAGGGGUCCAGUUGGGGUUAUAUUGUUUAAUCAUUCGGAUGUGGAUUUUGAGGUCAAAGUGGGAGAUCGAAUUGCCCAGUUGAUUAUCCAGAAGAUCAUGACCCCUGAUGUUGUGGAAGUUGAGGAUUUGGAUGCGACCGUGAGAGGUGAAGGAGGAUUCGGCUCAACAGGCAUUUGAGUUUGUGUAUUUGUCAAUUGUUAAUCUAUGCCACCGUAAUGAACAGAUGGUUGGCUUGAGGAUUGAAAAGUCUGUUCUGCAAGUGGUUUUCAAGUAAAACUGAAUCAUGAAUGUCAUAAAAACAUUCUUGCUUUUA